Molecule: messenger RNA, 1803 nt
Organism: Cryptococcus wingfieldii CBS 7118
Lineage: Eukaryota; Fungi; Basidiomycota; Tremellomycetes; Tremellales; Cryptococcaceae
Exons: 2
Coding region: 1-1803 (600 amino acids)
Source: RefSeq, a predicted model, not a curated record
AUGCCCAUCGCCCAACGCCCACCCACAGACACCCCCCACACACCCCCUCGCCGCGUCCCUCGCCCCCUCGCCCCUCCCGGCCAGCCUCCCUCGCCGGACCACCCUAGGGGCCAGGUGCCCCCACCUGCACCCUGCAGUCCGUACGGGCGAACGCUGGCAGAAGCCUAUGCAGACGCUCACUCACAUCCACACCCAUCCACCAGCCGUACACCUUCCCAUGGCGCUUGGCGGCCCGACGGGCACGCGCGGGAGAAAAAGCCGAUAUUUGAUUGGAUCACUCGAAAGCUCACAACGGCGAGGAGGACUACAGUAUCCUCCCACAGUACGCAGGAUGCGGCGGGCGAGCGCAGAGAGAAACGGAGUCGCCUCGCGAGCAUGCCGAGAGCGCGAGGACUGGGGCUGAGCAAUACCCCGAGCCAUGAUUCACAGCGGAAGAGGGAGAUCAGCAUGCCCGCCAUGACACGCGCUGACACACUUCCCUCCGUGUCCUUCUCUCUCGACAGCGCUGCCAACACUGUCGAGCAUGACCGCCGACGCGAAGCAAACAAUCCAUACCCAUCGCUACCACUCUCUCUCGCUGCCGGCCACAACCGGCACAAUAGACAUCUGGAUGCAGGUGCAGAGGAUACGACAGGCAUGAGCAUGUUUAGCGGUACAGUAAGCCUCAGCGGAGAAGGAAGUAUGCGAGAGACGGAGGAGGAAGGCGGCAACUAUAGCAGGCGGUCUAGCAGGAGUGCGCCUUUUGAGCGCGAUACUCAUUACUCCACCGUCUCCGGGCAUGGGGGUAGUGACUGGCCAGCAGAUGACGAUGCUUCACUCCGCCCUUUCCCACCCUCUGCCCGUGGAUCACCCACCCAAUCUUCCUUCCGCUCGCCCUCGACUUCGGUACUCUAUCACAAACGUCUACGAGCCAGUACCCUGUACAGUGCUUCAUCUGAUGGAGCCGAUUUGGAAGGAGGGAGGGACAAUGAAGAUGGCGAUGCCGAGGAUGGUGACGAGAGCAGCGGAAGAGGGGUAGGGCGGAGAAGGAUCAGUCGGGACGGUUCUACCAGCACAAAGCCCACUACCUGUAUCAGCUAUGACUCGGGUCUAGGAGUGGCCCAUAUUGCCCACGCCUCAACUCCUCCAGCUGCCCCGAGCACGGCCUCGCACACGACGCCUGUAUUCCCGAUCAUAUCACCCCCCGUCUCGCCUCAGCCGCCCCCAAUCCCCAACGACCCUCUGGUCCACGCCCCCACCCACACUCCCCAUCACCCUAGCUACAAUCCUCACCCGUCAUCGUCUCCAGAUCCGAACGCGUCUACCCUGACCCUGGCGUCUUCCUCAUUUGCUCUCCCCGCCCCACCCGGUCAAAGAAGAAGCGAUAGGCCUUCGAGCUUGGUGACUUCCCCCAGUAUAAUAACCUGGGCCGAACCGACCUCUGCCCCUCUGUCUCCGCCUUAUCCUGCCACUGGUGACCGGCCAUUAUCAGUCCGGACAUCUAAUUCCUACGCUCAGUCCCUGGGCACUGGCGGCGGCCACCUGUCACUCCAUGCCCCUAGCAUCAGCAUGUCUCUAAGAGGGCUGAGGGGUAUCGGAGGCGCAGGGCCGAGUGGAGGGUUCGAUGGAAGGGCGGAUGGCGAUGCAAGCGUGCGUGCUGUGAGGCGCAAGGGGAGCUGGGAGAGCAAUGAGAGUGGCUGGAGCUGGAGGGGGGCUGCCGCUGCCGCCGUAGCCCAAGGGCAAGGACCGGCGAGUGUGACUGAACGCGACGGCACAGAGUUGGAGAGAGUGCUGGAAAGCCCAAGGGUGAUAGAUGUGAAAUAA